UUCCGAUCUUGAAAUGUCUCUAGUUUGAGACAGUUCGCGAAUUAGUUCAGCGAUAUGUCUUGUUAGGAAUCAUGUCCCUGCUGCAGUGUGUCGGAGGUCAACAUGCAGUGGAGAAGAUACAUCACUGGCCUCGCUUUCAGUUUUAUAUUCGUUGUGUCAUAUUUCACGAAUAAGUUUGUUCUGUCAGUGUUGAAAUUCACCUUUCCAACCUUAUUUCAAGGAUGGCAGACACUUAUCGGGGCGGUCCUGCUUCUACUCUUUGGGAAGUUUGGAUGGGUAGAAAUGAGCCGCAUCUCCAGGUCAGCAGCUCUCUCCUGGCUUCCAGGCUCCCUCCUCUUUGUGGGAAACAUAUAUGCCGGUUCCAGGGCUUUAUCGCGCAUGGACAUUCCUUUUUUCUUCACUCUUCAGAAUUCCUCACAUGUUGUUAGUUAUAUCAUCUUAAAGGUUGUCAACAGAGAGAAGACACAAUGGCUGAAAAUAAUCAGCAUCUGCUUGAUGCUGCUCUCGGCCAUCAUCCUCCCCUUUCACGACCCUCAGUUUGACUACAGCGGUUACCUCUGGGCUGUGGGUCACCUGCUCUGUGUGGGUGCAUACAGGGCCUUUCAGGGUCACCACAAAUCUACUAAUUUGAGUGACCUCGAGAAGCAUUGCAUCAACUACUCGUUCAGCGUGCUGCUGCUGGCCGUUGCAGCUCAUCCGACAGGUGACCUCAUGGGGGCCUUGGAGUUCCCCUCCCUCCAGUCCCACACGUUUCACUGUGGUUGCUGUGCCAGUGCACUGCUGGGUUUUUUGUUGCUGCUGGCGACAGUCAAACUAAAAAGUGGAUUGUCCCUGGAGCACUUUGGGGUCUGGAUCUUCUUGUCUAAGAUCACCACCGUGUCCCUCUCCCCAUUCUUCUUCGACAUAGACAUCAACACGUCAUCUCUUAUUUGUGUGGUCAUCAGUCACGUCGGCGAGGCCCUGCUGGUGUUCUCUCAGAGAGACUCUCAGUUCGGGACGAGAUGACCGCAGCUGUCCCGGAUCAACCCACAGCUUACGCUCUCAACUUUUCUUCUUUUUUUAACCGAGAGCAUGUAUUUUAUUUUUUUGUACAUUAUUUUUCUCAUCAACGCGUCGACAAUCUGAUCAAAUAAAACGAGAUUUGUGAACACACUGACACACGUCAUCUCAUUAAAAGCCCCCUGAAUGAAGCGCUGCAGCAGA
This is a messenger RNA of Pseudoliparis swirei, 1203 nucleotides long. It is a transcript of the gene slc35d4, whose product is annotated as transmembrane protein 241. NCBI's taxonomy places the organism in Eukaryota, Metazoa, Chordata, Actinopteri, Perciformes, Liparidae. The coding region runs from base 103 to 1005 and encodes 300 amino acids. The record is from RefSeq and is a predicted model, not a curated record. Gene Ontology annotation, molecular function: antiporter activity. Gene Ontology annotation, cellular component: Golgi apparatus. The transcript has 15 exons.